Messenger RNA from Toxotes jaculatrix (banded archerfish), 1305 nucleotides. RefSeq names its product gamma-enolase-like. Gene Ontology annotation, biological process: glycolytic process. The record is from RefSeq and is a predicted model, not a curated record. NCBI's taxonomy places the organism in Eukaryota, Metazoa, Chordata, Actinopteri, Toxotidae. Gene Ontology annotation, cellular component: phosphopyruvate hydratase complex. The transcript has 12 exons. Gene Ontology annotation, molecular function: phosphopyruvate hydratase activity; magnesium ion binding. Bases 1 to 1305 code for a protein of 434 amino acids.
AUGUCCAUAGUGAAUAUUGUUGCCAGGGAGAUCCUGGACUCCAGAGGAAACCCCACUGUGGAAGUAGAUCUGCACACAGACAAAGGUCUGUUCAGGGCUGCUGUGCCAAGUGGUGCGUCCACAGGCAUCUAUGAGGCUCUGGAGCUCCGAGAUGGAGAUAAGACUCGCUACAAGGGCAAAGGUGUAACCAAGGCUGUCGGUCACAUUAACGACACCCUUGGACCUGCCCUCGUCCAGUCGGGAAUCAGUGUGUUGGAGCAAGAGAAGCUGGACAACAUGAUGAUUGAAAUGGACGGCACCGACAACAAAUCUAAGUUUGGGGCCAAUGCUAUUCUGGGAGUAUCACUGGCCAUAUGCAAAGCUGGCGCAGCAGAGAAAGGUGUCCCCUUGUACCGUCACAUUGCUGAUCUUGCAGGAAACGGAGACCUGGUCCUACCAGUUCCUGCAUUUAAUGUGAUCAACGGGGGCUCCCAUGCUGGUAACAGACUGGCUAUGCAGGAGUUCAUGGUGCUUCCUGUUGGGGCAGAGUCUUUCCGUGAUGCUUUGCGUGUGGGGGCUGAGCUAUAUCAGACACUGAGAGGUGUCAUCAAGGAGAAGUAUGGUCAGGACGCUACAAAUGUGGGAGAUGAAGGAGGGUUUGCCCCAAAUAUACAGGAGAACAGUGAAGCCCUGGAGCUGAUAAAGACGGCCAUAGAGAAAGCAGGCUUCACAGAUAAAGUGGUGAUUGGGAUGGAUGUUGCUGCCUCAGAAUUCUUCAUCGAGGGCAAGUAUGACCUGGACUUCAAGUCUCCACCCAAUGCUGCCCGCAACAUCAGUGCUGAGGAGCUGGCCAACAUCUACCAGGGAUUCAUUAACAACUAUCCAGUUGUGUCCAUUGAAGAUCCUUUUGACCAGGACGACUGGCCUGCUUGGUCACAGUUCACAGCUUCAGUGGGCAUCCAGGUGGUUGGAGAUGAUUUGACGGUCACUAACCCGCGCAGAAUACAACGAGCCGUGGAGGACAAGGCUUGCAACUGCCUGCUGCUUAAAGUCAACCAGAUUGGCUCUGUCACAGAGGCCAUCAAGGCGUGUAAGCUGGCCCAGGAGAAUGGCUGGGGUGUGAUGGUGAGCCAUCGCUCAGGAGAAACCGAGGACACUUUUAUAGCCGACCUAGUAGUUGGUCUCUGCACUGGACAGAUCAAGACUGGAGCUCCCUGUCGAUCAGAACGUCUGGCCAAAUACAACCAGCUCAUGAGGAUCGAGGAAGAGUUGGGUGACCAGGCCCGCUUUGCUGGGCACAACUUUCGCAACCCCAGUGCACUUUGA